This is a messenger RNA of Pseudogymnoascus verrucosus, 288 nucleotides long. RefSeq lists its product as uncharacterized. Bases 1 to 288 code for a protein of 95 amino acids. The transcript is spliced from 2 exons. The record is from RefSeq and is a predicted model, not a curated record. NCBI's taxonomy places the organism in Eukaryota, Fungi, Ascomycota, Leotiomycetes, Thelebolales, Thelebolaceae.
AUGAGCUUCGGCUAUAGCGUGGGGGAUUUCGUGCUACUGGUACAACUCGCAAACGACCUGCGAGGCCGCUUUGCGCAGGCUCCCAGAGAGUACAAAGCAAUUACUGAGGAAGUCGAAUCUCUCAUAUUCACACUACACCGUAUCGACGGCCUCGAUGAAAAAGAAUUUGAUAGCCAGCAGAAAGAUGGCGUCCACAAAGUCAUCCAAGGCUGCCAGAAUGUUCUCGAGGAGCUUUCAGCCAAGCUGAACAAACUCAAUGUUAUCGCGAACGAUUCAACCCCGGACUAG